AUGCUGGCACAAGAACCUCCCCCGUCCGCUAGGACUCCGAAUUCCGGGAAACGUUUUCGACCACCCACUCUCGACAUCUCAGGUGCUCUGGAACGGAGACCCUCAAUACAAGUCGAGACGGAUCCCACGCCGGUCAAGGAACACGCUGACAGCAGCGACGACGACUCGGACAACGACGUCUUUGAAGACACUCUCCAGCUCUCGUCACCAGAAUCCAUCGAUGGCUUCAAAGGAGUUACAGGGCCUGGAGCAGACGAAAUCGAGAAAGAACUCGCUGAUCUGGAUGAGCUUCGCAGGAGCGUAAAGCAGAACCUCAAGGUUCGCCCGAUACGCUCUCGCACAGACCUCAAGAUCCAGCCAAACCUCGACGGCGAUGUGCCACUCCCUCCUUUUCCUACAACCCGUUCCUCGACCUUGCCCAAUCCACCAGAUUCCGCAGCUUCCAGCAACCCCCCAGAAUCUGCCUUGUCUUCCUACUUUACACCCCUUUCAGAGAUAAUACCCCAUCAAUCUAUAUUUGCCGCAAGCUCGAGUACGACAACGCCAUGCUUUACAGCAGAACCGACGUCCUCCUCGUUAUCAGGGCCGUCGCCCAGCAAAUCCGGCACAACAACCCCACGACCCCAAGCUGUCCCCAUCUCCGCCAAAUCUCUCUAUGACCGGCUACGCUCCAGCAGGCGUCCUCUGCUGAUAGACGCACGUUCCCUCGCAGCGCACGAGGCAUUCCACAUCCGUUCGAGUAUCAAUAUCGCUAUCCCAUCGCUCAUCUUGAAGAGAUGCAAGAAGCCAGGCGGGGGCUUCCAAUCGCUCGAGACGCUGCAGCAGUACAUCACGACCGAGUACGGCAAGGCCACUUGGGAGGAUCUCAUCGCGAAGCCGGGUGGUGGAGCUUGGGAUGGGGACGUCGUGAUAUACGACGAUGAUAUGAACCCGAAUGACAAGAACAAUGUUGGGUCCACGGCGUGGGCUAUCAUCCCGGUGAUCUCGCCGUUGCUCAGUUAUGGCACUGUUCACUAUCUCGAAGGCGGAAUCUCGUCAGCUGGGCACGACCCUGACCUCCAGACACUUAUUCUGUCGGGCGAAGAGGCGAGUAGCCGAGGGGUCCAAGCUACGGCAGAUGCGGCGGCUUCUCGCGACCCAACCCCGCAACAAAAGACCCUUCGCAAACCCAGCGUGGGGUUGUUUCAGUUGGAUACACAAACAACGUACCGGUCCAGACAAUUACCUGAACUGGAGCCUUCGUCGACCGUUUCGACCAAUCCUCCUUCCCCGAUUCCUCCUCCUGCACCAUCACCUCUACCCGUCAUGCCAGCCUCAUCUUCCUCUUCGUCAUUAAGGGCUUCACCCAAUCUCAAUGGCGGGCACGCCGGUAUUGAAGACCCGAGUCCUUCACCACCCCCGUCGUCUUUAGCAGGCUUCCGUCGUCCACCACCACCACGCCGACCGAGCGUGCCCAACCUGCGCAAAAUCGAUACGCGAUCCAUGGAAAAAAUCAACACCAACCUCCCCAAACUCUCGUUACGAACGAAGCCCAUGCGGUCGGCUACGCUCGCUGCCCCGCCUACGUUGUCGCUGCAAGUCCCCACCUCGCCUUCGCAUCUCAAGCUGGCGCAUUCGACGCACUCGCCGAUCAGUCCUUCGAGGCAUGGUCCGAUGUCUGCGUACCCUGCUGAGCCAGGGCGUGUAACGGGCUUCUUUACGCCCCCGCAUAGUCCUGGGACGCCGAAAGCUGCGAGUAGCUUUAGUUUCAAUCUCGAUGCUGCCCCACCACCUUCGCCCAACCCGAUGGGAUCCGGAUCGUUCUCCCUCCAUCCUCCCUCAAACAACCAUUCCCUCGCCCCCAACCAUCUGCCUGAUCCGCCACCCACAGCACGCCCAGACGCCGGCUUUGAUCUUGAAUUCGACAACCCGCCUUCGACGAGUGAAGAGGAAGAAGCGUUCCCUACGUUUGCUGUUUCGACUAUUCUCCCGAAUUUCUUGUACCUUGGGCCCGAGUUGACGAGUCAGGAGCAUGUGGAUGAGUUGAAGAGUUUGGGUGUGAAGAGGAUUUUGAAUAUUGCGGCAGAGUGUGAUGAUGAUCAGGGUCUUGGGUUGAGGGAGGUGUUUGAGAAGUACUUGCGGAUACCGAUGAGGGAUACGGUUGAGGAGGAUAAUAUAACCAAGGAUGACGCACGUCUACACUCCGCCCCAACCUACGUCCAUUGCAAAGCCGGAAAAUCUCGUUCUGUAACGGCCGUCAUGGCCUACCUCAUCCACGCCAACCGCUGGACGCUCUCCCGCGCCUACGCCUUCGUUCUCGAACGGCGCAAAGGCAUCUCGCCCAACAUCGGGUUCGUCUCUGAACUGAUGAAUUUUGAAGAGCAGGAACUGGGGAACAAGUCUGUGGGAGUUCAGCCAUCUGCACCGGUGGUGUCGGGUACGGCUGUGGACAUGCAGGAGGGCUUCGCUGCGGCUGUUUCGUCUGGGAAUGCCGCCAGCUCGAGUGGGAUGGGUGUGAAUGGGAGCGCGGGUGUGAGGAGUGCGCAUGGGCAUCUUGUGAGGUCCAGGACGCAUGUGCGGGAUAGUCUUCCGCCUGCGAUUGGGAUGGAUAGUGGGAGGGAGCCGAUGAGUGCGGGUGGGGUUAUGGAUCGGGUGAAUAUUGGAGGUGAUUCAGCGCAGGAGGUUGAAGUUAAGGAUGCGCAUGGGAGGUAUAGGCAUGCGAGGAGGGCGCCUGUGAAUGAGAGCACGUUGCAGCCUAUGAGGAGGGUUAGUAAAGCUGGGUUGGAGAGUUUUGUGGUCAAUUCGUAG
This is a messenger RNA of Coprinopsis cinerea okayama7#130, 2787 nucleotides long. Its product is annotated as MAP kinase phosphatase. The transcript is spliced from 2 exons. The record is from RefSeq and is a predicted model, not a curated record. Bases 1 to 2787 code for a protein of 928 amino acids. Gene Ontology annotation, cellular component: cytoplasm. Gene Ontology annotation, biological process: negative regulation of MAPK cascade; protein dephosphorylation. Lineage: Eukaryota; Fungi; Basidiomycota; Agaricomycetes; Agaricales; Psathyrellaceae. Gene Ontology annotation, molecular function: protein tyrosine/threonine phosphatase activity; MAP kinase tyrosine/serine/threonine phosphatase activity.